GAAAGGAAGCAGAGAGUGGCUAUGAGGCGGGAUGCGGGGACUUGAUCAUCCCAGGGCUGCCUCCCAGCAGCAUGGGGAGGACACCAUAUGGGGACAGAAAGACCGUUUCUGUAGCCCCACAGCUGUGUUGUGCAUGCCGUGAGGACAUAGUGGGGGAGCAACAAUCUCAGGGCACCACAUUGCUGCCACCAGCACACUGACGACAUCUCUUACCUGACACCAAGCAGCUUGUGAAGCAGAUUGUGGAAAGAAAGAGAGAGAAGGUUUGUCAAGGGAUACAGCAAGGGGACGCCCCCAGGAUCCCUCAUUUGCUGGGGUACCCACUGCCUGGGCUCUGAACUGUACAUCCUCAAGUGGCACUUUCUACUGCUCACUUACCUUGCUGUGGCCAAGUUGCUGCAGCCAUGUGUGUGCAAAAUCUCACAUUACUACACCACCCCAUGCUCAACUGGCCUCAGCUUGAAUAGACUGAGUCCCUACACCUUGCCCCUUGCCCCCCACCAGCCCUGAGGUUGGAGCCAGCAAGCAUCACCUCAGUCAUCAGGUUCCCAGAACCCUGAGGUGGGCAGAACCUUGUGUUCCAAAAAUAUUCUGCUGUGUGACAUCAGCCAUUAGCAAUGCCAGCUGGUGGAUUCUGGGGCCUCAACAAAGAACAUCACAGGGGUAAUGGAUGGAUUUUUCAUGCCAGCUAUUUUGAUUGAGGCCAUGCCCCAUGUUCCCAGAAGAGGCAACCUGGAGGCAACUCUCUCCUGGGAUCAGUGCAGCCUGCCUGGAACCUUGAAAGCUGGGGAUGCUGCCUCCAACUGCUCCAGCUCAUGGCCCCCAGCUCUGCCCCUGUGUCAGGACAGCACUUCGUGGGACAGUUCCAGCUGGCUGCUGGACCGCAGCUCCACAGCCUCAGUGGGCAGCGAGCUCCCUGCCCGCACCAUCUACAGACCUUGGUGCUCACCGUACAGCUACCUCAUCUGCACCAAAGCAGCCUCUCAGCAGCACCUCUCCUCCAGUCCACUCAGUAGCACCUGGGAGUCUGAGGAUCCCAAAAACCUCUUGGAGGCUCUCGCCUCUUUGUCCUGCUCUUCAGAGGAGCUCCAGACCCCGGAGAGUGCCAGCAACAGGGUCAGUAUCACCACUGGAGACAUCCUUGAAGCUUCCUUGGAGCAGCAUGCGCCAAAGCACGGCUACAAGUGUAUGUCAUGCUGCCGCAUCUUCCCCACGCUGUGCUCAGUCAAGAACCAUGUCCAGCGCAGCUCCCAGGAGGGCUACAGCUGCAAGGUGUAUUACUACAAGCUCAAGGCCCUGUUGGAGAAGGAGCACAAUGUACAGGAGACCAAAACCCCUUUGGUGCCUGAGUAGCUCCAGCAGCUGGGCCACUGCCGCAGGAGGGCACUGCUCCAUUGCUCCACUGCUGCACAAUAAACACCAUGCAGAUCACAGCCUGCCUGCUGCUCUCUUCGGAGGCACAGCUCUGCUGCAGCCCCUCGUUGAAAAAAUGCUUCUCACAUCCUUUCAGAAGCUGUUUUCUUUCCCCAGUGGCCAAAAAUUCCCAAUGCCUGGAAAGCUCUGCGUAGCAUCUCUGCGGAGAGGUGUGCAAGCCCCAGCAGCCCACGAGCACCCUCGAGCUGUCAAACAGCCCUGAGAUGACCCCAACACCAUUUGGGGCACCCCUCUCUCACAGUCAGCUGGCAGUCAGCACAGCUCAGAGCUGCGGGGUCCCGCAGGGGAGGAUGCUCAGUUCCAAGAGAAUCUGUGCAAUG
This is a messenger RNA of Lagopus muta (rock ptarmigan), 1754 nucleotides long. RefSeq names its product spermatogenesis associated 46 (gene SPATA46). Gene Ontology annotation, cellular component: nuclear membrane. Gene Ontology annotation, biological process: fertilization. Bases 667 to 1353 code for a protein of 228 amino acids. The transcript has 3 exons. NCBI's taxonomy places the organism in Eukaryota, Metazoa, Chordata, Aves, Galliformes, Phasianidae. The record is from RefSeq and is a predicted model, not a curated record.